Molecule: messenger RNA, 1689 nt
Organism: Fraxinus pennsylvanica
Lineage: Eukaryota; Viridiplantae; Streptophyta; Magnoliopsida; Lamiales; Oleaceae
Source: the annotation of a GenBank genome assembly
AUGAAGGUCUCUCUCUUACAUUUAAUAGGUUUUCUUCUUUUAGGAGGGGUGCUCCCUAUUCAUGCUGCUCUCAUCAGUCGACAUAAGUUUGUGUUGACAGAUACUCCAUACACAAGGCUAUGCAGCAACAAGAGCAUAUUAGUAGUAAAUGGACAAUUUCCAGGGCCAACUAUAAAUGCCACUGAAGGAGAUACAAUAGUGGUCGAUGUAUAUAACCAAGCAAGAGAAAAUGUAACCAUUCAUUGGCAUGGAGUCAAGCAACCUAGGUAUCCGUGGUCAGAUGGCCCUGAGUAUAUUACUCAGUGCCCCAUUCAACCAGGUUCAAAUUUUAGCCAAAAGAUUAUACUUUCGGAUGAGAUAGGAACUUUGUGGUGGCAUGCUCACAGCGACUGGUCGCGUGCCACCGUGCACGGCGCUAUCAUCAUAUAUCCCAAGAAGAAAAAUAAUUAUCCUUUUCCUAAGCCUGAUGCAGAAGUGCCCAUCAUAUUAGGGGAAUGGUGGAAGAGUGAUGUACAGACAGUUCUUACCGAUUUCCUUAAUGAUGGAGGGGGUCCAAAUGAUUCUGAUGCUUUCCUCAUAAAUGGUCAACCUGGUGAUCGCUAUCCAUGCUCAAGAUCAGAUACAUUUAAGUUGACGGUGGAAUAUGGGAAAACUUAUUUGAUUAGAAUGAUUAAUGCAGUCAUGAACAAUAUUAUGUUCUUUUCCAUUGCAAACCACAGUGUCACAGUAGUUGGAUCGGAUGCUAGCUACAUAAAGCCAAUCGAAAGUGAUUAUAUUACCAUCUCUCCCGGACAAACCAUUGAUUUUUUGUUGAAAGCUAACCAAAAACCUAGUCACUACUACAUGGCUGCCCACGUUUAUGCUAGUCUACCAGGCUUCGACAACACAACCACAACAGCAAUUAUUGAGUACGAAGGAAAUUAUACCUCUCCAUCGUCGCCAUUGCUUCCAAGUCUUCCCAUGUUCAAUGAUACAAAUGCUUCAGUAAGUUUCACAGGAAGAUUCAGAAGCUUAGGAAAUAAAGAUUAUCCUGUCGACGUUCCUAAAAAUGUGACGAAUAUGAAUCUCUUUACAUUUUCUGUCAAUACGGUCCCUUGUUUUAAUAAUUCUUGUGAUGGGCCUUUGGGUCAGCGCUUACUAGCAAGUGUGAAUAACAUAACCUUCGUGCAGCCUAGCAUUGCCAUUCUUCAGGCUUAUUAUCAGCGCAUCAGAAAUGUCUACGGUGAUGACUUUCCUAGUAAUCCCCCAUUUACUUACAAUUAUACUGCAGAUAUUGUCCCUCAAGCCCUAUGGACGCCUCGAAAUGGCACAGAAGCAAGAGUUCUUGAAUAUAAUUCUACAGUUGAGAUUGUUUUCCAAGGAACAAACGCAGUUGGAGGAAUAGAUCAUCCUAUACACUUACAUGGACAGAGCUUUUAUGUAGUUGGGUGGGGAUUUGGGAACUUUGAUAGAGACAGAGAUCCAUUGAAUUAUAAUCUUGUCGACCCUCCUUUAAUGAACACAAUAGCGGUUCCUAUAAAUGGUUGGACAACAGUAAGAUUCAAAGCAAGUAAUCCUGGUGUCUGGUUGUUGCAUUGCCAUUUAGAACGCCAUGUAAGUUGGGGAAUGGAGAUGGUAUUCAUUACCAAAGAUGGCAAGGGAAAAGAAGCUAGAAUGUUGCCUCCACCUCCAGACAUGCCUCCAUGUUGA